Molecule: messenger RNA, 2849 nt
Organism: Vigna radiata var. radiata (mung bean)
Lineage: Eukaryota; Viridiplantae; Streptophyta; Magnoliopsida; Fabales; Fabaceae
Product: LRR receptor-like serine/threonine-protein kinase ERECTA
Exons: 21
Coding region: 531-2585 (684 amino acids)
Biological process (GO): protein phosphorylation
Molecular function (GO): protein kinase activity; protein binding; ATP binding
Source: RefSeq, a predicted model, not a curated record
UGUUUUACAUCACUCUCACAACACAAGAACACCCAGUGAAAGUGACCCUCUCCCACGUCAAUUAAGACCAUGCCAUGGCAUAAUUUGCAAUGGCUGAAAUAAGAUCCCACUACAGCUACCACCACAUAGUGUAAUUAAGUUAAGAGAGAGAAAACAAACAAGGAGAAAGAGAAAGCUGGACCUCCCUGCUUGGUACGUAGAUAGAGACUCUGCUACAGUGUUGCAGGUUGUAGCAGAACCGCUGCCAGAUAGUUUUAACUUUAGUCCAUUAAUUUAUUCACUUCACAUCACUCCAUUAAUAUUAGUAUUAUCACUAGUAAUUCUACCCAGCAAGCAUGCUAUUACACAGAGAGAGAGUGUCUAUGUGCCAGGGUGAUGUGACGUGAUUACAAAACAAAGCACUGCUUCUUCUGUAACACACCCUUCAAAACCAGAAAAAAAGCAUGUUAUCCCAUCACAUCAUUUGAACGAGUUCUAUUCUAAACCUCUCAAAGCCUUUCUCUUUCGCGGUUCUUGCAUUUGAUGCUGUUAUGGCGUUUUGGUUUGGAUUCCUUCUUCUGGUUCUUCUCCUUCCUUUGGAUUUGGUGAAAUCUGACGACGGAGCAACGUUGUUGGAGAUGAAAAAGUCGUUGAGGGAUGUGGAUAACGUUCUGUUUGACUGGACUGACUCACCUUCUUCAGAUUAUUGUGUCUGGAGAGGGGUUACUUGUGAAAAUGUCACUUUCAAUGUGGUUGCACUGAAUCUUUCAGGACUGAAUCUUGAAGGCGAGAUUUCACCUGCAUUAGGGAGGCUUAGCAGCUUGGUCUCCAUUGAUCUCAAGGAAAACCGUUUAUCUGGGCAGAUACCUGAUGAACUUGGUGACUGUUCCUCCUUGAAAAACGUAGAUUUCUCUUUUAAUGAGAUUCGGGGAGAUAUACCGUUUUCAAUUUCGAAGAUGAAACAACUGGAAAAUCUAAUCUUGAAAAAUAAUCAGCUCAUUGGACCAAUUCCUUCAACUCUCUCUCAGGUUCCUAACUUGAAGAUUCUAGACCUGGCACAGAAUAAUCUCAGCGGUGAGAUACCAAGACUUAUAUACUGGAAUGAAGUUUUGCAAUAUCUUGGCUUGCGAGGUAACAAUUUGUCGGGUUCACUUUCUCCAGACAUAUGCCAGUUAACUGGAUUGUGGUAUUUUGACGUGAGAAACAAUAGCUUGACAGGCAAUAUUCCUGAAAACAUAGGCAAUUGUACUGCUUUCCAGAUCUUGGAUUUAUCUUACAACAAGCUAUCUGGAGAGAUACCAUUCAAUAUUGGUUUCCUACAAGUAGCAACUCUGUCAUUGCAAGGCAAUAAACUCUCAGGUUAUAUUCCAUCAGUUAUCGGUCUGAUGCAAGCCCUUACUGUUUUAGAUUUGAGCUGUAACAUGCUAAGCGGGCCAAUCCCUCCUAUAUUGGGAAAUUUAACUUACACAGAAAAACUGUAUUUAUAUGGAAACAAGCUGACCGGUCGCAUCCCCCCGGAGCUCGGAAACAUGACGAAGCUUCACUAUUUGGAAUUGAAUGAUAACCUUUUAAGUGGACAAAUCCCGCCUGAGCUUGGAAAGCUUACUGAUCUGUUUGACUUAAAUGUUGCCAAUAACAACCUUGAGGGUCCAAUUCCCGAGAAUCUCGGCUCAUGUAAAAACCUCAACAGCCUAAAUGUGCAUGGGAAUAAGAUGAGUGGAACAAUUCCCUCAGCUUUUCAAAGCUUGGAGAGUAUGACCUAUCUGAAUCUUUCUUCAAACAAUUUUCAAGGGUCUAUUCCAAUUGAACUUUCACGGAUCGGAAAUUUGGAUACACUGGAUAUAUCAAAUAAUAAUAUAAUUGGUUCCAUUCCUUCUUCCAUUGGUGAUUUGGAACAUCUUCUGAAAUUGAAUCUGAGCAGAAAUCAUUUAACAGGCUUUAUUCCGGCAGAGUUUGGUAAUCUAAGAAGUGUCAUGGAUGAUGUGAAGUCGUCUAAUAUAUUACUAGACAAAGACUUGGAGCCCCAUCUCACCGAUUUUGGCAUUGCAAAGAGUCUAUGCCCUUCUAAGUCCCACACUUCCACUUACAUAAUGGGCACCAUUGGCUACAUAGACCCCGAGUAUGCUAGAACUUCUCGUCUCACUGAGAAGUCUGAUGUGUAUAGCUACGGUAUUGUAUUACUUGAGCUUCUAACUGGGAGGAAAGCUGUGGAAAACGAAUCAAACCUUCAUCAUCUGAUUUUGUCCAAGACAGCUAAUGAUGCUGUAAUGGAAACCGUUGACCCAGAUAUCAGUGCCACAUGCAAGGACAUGGGAGCAGUAAAAAAGGUUUUUCAGCUUGCUCUUUUGUGCACCAAGAAGCAACCAGUGGAUAGACCCACAAUGCACGAGGUGACCCGCGUUCUGGGGAGUCUAGUGCCACCAAAAGAAUCAGUCCCAACGCAAGUACUUUUACCUCAUUCACAGCCAUCUGCAAAAAUGCAAUCCUACAAGGAUGAAUACGCCAAUCUUAAAGCUCCACACUUGGUCAACUGUCCAUCCAUCAGCACCUCUGAUGCGCAACUCUUCCUCAAAUUUGGAGAAGUAAUAUCUCAAAACAGCGAGUGAGAGCACUUUAAGAAUCAAUGUAUAUUUAAGUCACAGAGGAAAUAUGUCAAAUACUUUGUAUGCAACAUGGUCCAUCUGGAUAAACUAGGAACAAAAUCACUCCAGUAAUUUUUUGGUGUAAUGCCUAACAUUUAUCUACACUGCACUAAUUGUACUACCUUUUUUCAUUAAACUAAUUGUACUACCUUUAUUCAAAGGUCAUUUAAUGACACAAUACUAUUAUGCUAAUGAAAAAAGACAAUAAAUUACAUUGCAAUUUGCACA